Linum trigynum is the source of this 2607-nucleotide messenger RNA. NCBI's taxonomy places the organism in Eukaryota, Viridiplantae, Streptophyta, Magnoliopsida, Malpighiales, Linaceae. The record is from the annotation of a GenBank genome assembly.
CUGGAGGGAUUGUGGAGCGAGGGAGCUCCGAGGGGAAUUUGGGAGGGAAGGGUUUUGGGGGCAGUGAGGAUUUGUUUGCCGUGUAUUUUUGGGGAAGAAGGCUUUCUUGUGUGGGAGGGGAAGAAAGAGACCUGUGAGAAUUACAACAAACAACAGCUACAAAGGAGAGAAAGGCAAAAUGAUCACAGAACUGAACAACACAAAGAAGGGAUGGGGAAGGAGUGGACUGAAAAGGCCAAAAUAAAAUAAUGUGAGGAUGAAAACGAGAGCAACAACAAUUAUUUCUUCUUAGUACAGUACAGUUUCCUUCCUCUUUCAGCCUAAUUUCAAAUUACUACGAGUACUAAUGCAUUUUUUGCAUGUAUUCUUGGCUCCAAUCGAUCUAGAUCAUUUUUCUUAAAUGUAAUUGUAGAUUUAUGGUUGAAUAAAGUCCCUCAAUGAGCAUAUACAUUUAUUGUUCUCCUUACUAACUUCAAUAAUCUGUAACUAUUGAAGUUAUAUUCUGUAUGUUCUUAGAAAAUACUGAUGCUAUAAUAACAAGAAGAAAAACAUACCGAAUCGACGACUUUUACAUAUUGCAUACAUAAUUUGAUGGAAGUUAAGCAACCGAAUGAGCCUUAAUAUCAAGAUGAUAGGAAUAAUUAAGUUAACUCGAUUUGACACACAAUCAGCAAAUUUGACGAGCUAAUUAAACCACCACAAUCAGCAAAUUUGACGAGCACAGGAGGAGAUAAUUGACAUCCGAGCUAGCUAAUUAAACCACCAAAAACUUCAACGAUGGCCCAAAGCUUGGCGGAUGACAUCUGAAUCAGUUAUCAUAUCAUAGACACAUGAAUCAAACAUGGAAAUGGGUAGACUUUCAAGAGAACCAAACAGGGGAGCAAGUAAAUCUUUGUGGAGAAGGAAAUCUUUCAUGGAGGCAAUAUGUUCUGUUCCUACACAAGGCAAAGUUGGAAGAGGACUAACCUCAAGUAGAGGAGAUCGUCGAUGCUGCUGGGGAGCGGGAAGGCCGGCUGUUUCGACACUGCUGGAGGAGAGGAUUCGUCCGAUGGAGAGGCUCGAACGAAUCGUCGGGUGGAGGAGGAAUGAAGGAUAGAAGGUUUUCGAUUCUCUGUGUCAAUCCCCGCGGAUUAGCCGCCGUCAAACCCCACAGCAGAUUCGUCGGUGUCAAUCCCCCACCGGUGAAUCCCUCGCUCUAGAUCUGCAUGCCUCCACGAAUACGGAGAAUCAUGAGGGUCGCCUCUGUUAAUCUGGACGGACUCCCUCCUUCUCCUGUAUCUCUGCAGAGAGAGAGAGAGAGAGAGAGAGAGAGAGAGUUGGAAUGAGAUGGGGGAUGAAGGGAUUUGUGUCCUGAAUUUUUGCAGAUAGAGAGGGACAAAGCGGAGGAGAGAAAGAGGUGAAAUCUGGUUGUGGGGUGAGCAAAACGGAUUUAGGGAUUUUGAGUUUUUGACUUUAGAGACAGAACUCGACAAUCGAGAGAGAUGUACAACGAAGGAAGAUGAACUCCCACCGCAACAAAUUUAUUGGGCCGUUUGGAAACUUUUCAUAGUAGAGGCGCAAGAGUGCUUUACCCCCAAUAAGUUAUGGAUCGGCGUCGUUUCGCUGUCAAAUUCCUAGAGUUGAAAACCUUCGUCUGCUUCAGCGGGCCUCCCUCUUAAAAAGUCUCACUGACCCUUGUGCCGUCGGCGAAGAAAUGAAAGCGUGGCCGCCGUUGAAGAAGAACAACAACAACAGCAGAUGGCGAACGUCAGAAAAUUUCUCAAUCCAAUCAAGCAAUCGAUCUCCUUGUUCAGCUCUCGUCAAAGUUCUCCAAUCUCCCAAUCCAGGCAGCUAGUUCAUCGCGAAUUCAAGUCUAUGACGACAUUGAUAAAGCGACUCCAGCCUUCAGUAACACAGUACAACAAGUUCUUACCGCUACGAACAUUUGGUACUCUUAACACAACAGUGAGGAGAGCGAGUCUAGCAAUAGGCAUAGUCGGUGGUGCUUCGAUUGUAAUCGGCUCUGUUACCUGUUCUCCUACGGUUGCAUACGCGAUGGAUGGUGUAGACAUUUUGAUGGAUGAUGAUAGAGAGCCCUUUGAUGCCUCCGAUAGGGAUGAGUUUGCACACGCUGCUUGGAUGGUGAUUCGGAAGCUAUGGCUGCCAGCUUUCUUCUUCCUUACCAUAGUAUCGAACUGGAAUCACCCGAUCGUGCUUCUCACCAAGGGCGUGUUGCUUCUCCUUGCCACGAGGCCCAGCCCCUUGACGGUCUACCUUUUCGUUGAACAGCUGUGUAACCAGUCCAAGCUCCAAGAACCUCGCUCCUUUUGGGCAAAGUCCUUGUACGCGAAAAAGGUUGAAGUCCAAGACUACAAGUUCCUGUGUAUUGCCACAGUAGAAGUAAGGGACAGAAGGUUCACUCUGGUGGGAAUCCUUGGAGGCUGGUGGGUUUUGCCAUUGUCGACAGAAGCAUUUUCAAGUUUUUGGGAGAGUGCACUAUACUAAUUACAAGGCACAGAAUUUAGGUAAACACUCUCUAUAUAUUAGAAAUCUAUAUCCGAUCUGCAACCAUUUCAUCUUUACAUUAAUCAAUCCCAGAACAUUAUACAAUAACAGACAGCUUUCCUU